UCUCUGAGAUAUUUUCACCUGGACGUCUCAGAUCCUGGCUACGGGAUCCCUGAAUUUAUUUCAGAUGCGUGUGUGGAUUCUCAUCCCAUCACCAUGUAUGACAGUGGCUCUCGGCGGAAGGAGCCACAGGCCCUGUGGAUGGAGGAGAACCUGGCGCCUGAUCGCUGGGAGAGGUACACGCAGCCGCUGCGGGACUGGCAGCAGACGUUCAAGGUGGAACUGAAGCGGCAGCAGCAUCACCGCAAUCACUCAGGUGGCCACACUUACCAGAGAAUGAUUGGCUGUGAGUUACUGGAGGAUGGAAACACCACAGGGUUUCUCCAAUAUGCAUAUGAUGGACAGGAUUUCAUUAUCUUCAGUAAAGAUGCCCUCUCCUGGAUGGCUAUGGAUAAUGUGGCUCACAUCACCAAGCGGGCAUGGGAGGCCAGUUGGCAUGAGCUACAGUAUCAAAAGAAUUGGCUGGAAGAAGAAUGUAUUGCCUGGUUAAAGAGAUUUCUGGAGUAUGGGAAAGGUACCCUACAAAGGACGGAGCCCCCACUGGUCAGAGUAAAUCGCAAAGAAAUUUUCCAGGGAUUCAACUUUUACUGCAGAGCUCACGGCUUUUACCCCCCGGAAAUUUCCAUGAUCUGGCUGAAAAAAGGGGAAGAAAUUGUCCAAGAAAUGGAUUACGGAGACCUUCUUCCCAGUGGGGAUGGGACCUAUCAGACAUGGGUGUCAGUUGAGCUGGAUCCUCAGAGCAGCGACCUUUACUCCUGUCAUGUGGAGCACGGCGGUGUCCACGUGGUUCUUCAGGGUUCCCAGGAAUCGGAAACUAUGCUUCUGGCGAUGAAAGCUGUUGGGUUCAUUGUCCUCGCCAUUGCCCUGUCUGCAGUUGGUGUCGUAGCCUGGCAAAGGAAGCCCUGAGAGCAAAAUGGAGUUGUCUACCUUCCUACACCAGAUCACUGA
Physeter macrocephalus (sperm whale) is the source of this 945-nucleotide messenger RNA. Its product is annotated as major histocompatibility complex class I-related gene protein. Gene Ontology annotation, biological process: antigen processing and presentation of endogenous peptide antigen via MHC class I via ER pathway, TAP-independent; antigen processing and presentation of endogenous peptide antigen via MHC class Ib; positive regulation of T cell mediated cytotoxicity. The record is from RefSeq and is a predicted model, not a curated record. Gene Ontology annotation, cellular component: external side of plasma membrane. NCBI's taxonomy places the organism in Eukaryota, Metazoa, Chordata, Mammalia, Artiodactyla, Physeteridae.